UGCUUUACGGCGAAGUGCAGACAUGGCGGAGGUUGAUUUUGGAGACAGUGAGCUGUUCGAGCAGCUUCAUGAUUCGACCCCGGCCAUUCCAAAGCAUAUUCGCUUCACGGACGAUGAUGAGGAGCAGGACGAGGCGAGUCAGCUGCGGCUCCGGCUGGAGGAGUGUGAAGAGCACAACCAGAGGCUCAACGAAGAGAAUCAGGUAUUGCGAAGGAAGCUUAACGUCCUCACGCGACCGAGCGGGAUUACAGUGGGAGACGUAAACAUCGACGGGCCGCUUCUGCAGGUCCUUUAUACAAACAACAGCAUAUCGAAGCAGUGCCGUCAAGAAAUCGAAGAUUGCAUCUGCGGUCUGAUUGUGAAGCACAGGAAACCAGGCCAUGGACAGAAGAAUUCCUCCUUUCGCGUGAAGCCCCAGCAUUCAGCUUUUGCUCUUGAAGAAUGUCCAGAGAAACAGUCCCACAGUAACGUGCAGACAACCACAGAAGCCUUCAAAGUGGUUGGAAGUGUGUUGUAUUUCACUACAUUCAGUGUUGACAAACUGGGGCAGCCUUUAUUGAAUGAAAACCCACAGCUGACUGAUGGGUGGGAUGUUCCAAUCUAUAACCAGGUUUUCAACCAAGUCAUUGGAACAGAUGGGCAGGAGGUAGAAAUGAAAGACAAACGACCCAAGUCUAUGUGCUUCAACUGUGGCUCCAGCAGCCACCAGAUGAGAGAUUGUCCCAAGCCCAAGGACAUGGCUGCCAUUAAUGAGCGGAGAAAGGAGUUUAAUCAGAGCAACCAGUCUGUGUCGGGUAACCAGCGAUACCACGCUGAUGAAGUGGAAGAGCGAUUUGCUAAAUACAAGCCUGGAGUGUUGAGUGAGGAGCUUCUGGCAGCACUGGGAAUUGAUGGGAACACCCUACCGCCUCUAAUUUAUCGAAUGAGGCAGCUUGGCUAUCCGCCAGGAUGGCUCAAAGAGGCAGAGAUGGAGAACUCGGGCUUAUCGCUCUAUGAUGGAAAUGCACCAAAUGAUGACAGCAGCAACUCACAAAACAUUACUUACGAUGUUUCCAAACUAGUGGAUUUCCCAGGCUUCAAUGUGCCCGCACCACACAAAAUGAAAGAUGAGUUCAUGCAUUAUGGCUCAAUUCCAAUGCAGAGCAGCCACCAGAAGCAAAACUACGCAGCCUACUUGUCCAACUUCCAAAUGCAGUCUGGCGCCAACAGUAAUAAGAGACGGCAAGAAUCUGACUCAUCUCCACAGCAGAGAAAGAAGAUUAAGUGCAGCCCUGACCAGACCUCUGACAUGGAUGUUGAAUCAGAUCCAGGCACACCUUACAACGACCGUCGUGGGGACUUCCAGUUCCAGCCACCUCUGCCCCCUGGCUCCCCAUGCUUCAGCACGCCUCCUCCGUUACCUCAGGGCACUCCUCCUGCUACACCCACUCCUCCACCUCUCCCUCGGGGCACACCUCCGCUCACGCCCAAAAACGGCUCUCCGGCCCCGCAGAGCGGCAACUGGACGGUGGUGGAUGAGACCACGGAGGAAACCGCGGACGACCUGUCGCUGGAGGAGCUGGAGGAGCAGCAGCGGCUGAUCUGGGCGGCUCUAGAAAACGCUGACACUGCCACAAACACUGACAGUGACACGCCGGCAGUGGGAACACCUGCGCCCAGUUCGUCGAGCGUCUCCACCCCCGCGCACGUGGACACAGAAUCGGAAGAGGCUGAAGAGGCAAUGGACACAGUCACACCCGCAGAGCCAUGUGACGGACAGGAGAUUCAAGAGGAGACGGAAAUUCAAGAGCCUUGUGACGGACAGGAGAUUCAAGAGGAGACGGAAAUUCAAGAGCCUUGUGACGGACAGGAGAUUCAAGAGGAGACGGAAAUUCAAGAGGUUUCCUCUCAAAGCGCCGAACCCGUUAAAGUUGAGGAGGACAGCCCUCAGAGUCCCGAGCCGGUCAAACCCCAAGAGGACAGCUCUCAGAAUCCUGCGCUCAUCAGAUCCCAUUAUGACACUCCGCAGAGUCCCGAUUCCAUCAAAAACGUGGAGGAUAGUCCGCAGAGCCCCGAUGCAGAUUCAGCCCAGCCAGGAGGUGAAGACGCCGAUCCUCCUGACGGUGAAGCGAAGGUCACAGCCGUCCCUCACCGCAGCAAGUUUGCGGCUGGCAUCGUUCCCUUUGAGGACACACCGGAGUUCACCGAAGUCGCUGAGGCUACGGGAACAUACCUUCGGAUCAGAGACUUACUGAAAAGCUCCCCUCGAAGUUUGUCAAGGAAAAAAUAAAGAUGCAUCCUUGUUUGUAACAUGAAACUUUUUCAG
Molecule: messenger RNA, 2305 nt
Organism: Salarias fasciatus (jewelled blenny)
Lineage: Eukaryota; Metazoa; Chordata; Actinopteri; Blenniiformes; Blenniidae
Gene: zcchc8
Product: zinc finger, CCHC domain containing 8
Exons: 14
Coding region: 23-2269 (748 amino acids)
Biological process (GO): RNA processing
Cellular component (GO): catalytic step 2 spliceosome
Molecular function (GO): zinc ion binding; RNA binding
Source: RefSeq, a predicted model, not a curated record